This is a messenger RNA of Enhydra lutris kenyoni (northern sea otter), 407 nucleotides long. It is a transcript of the gene DPM3, whose product is annotated as dolichyl-phosphate mannosyltransferase subunit 3. The transcript has 2 exons. Gene Ontology annotation, biological process: GPI anchor biosynthetic process. The record is from RefSeq and is a predicted model, not a curated record. NCBI's taxonomy places the organism in Eukaryota, Metazoa, Chordata, Mammalia, Carnivora, Mustelidae. Gene Ontology annotation, cellular component: endoplasmic reticulum membrane; dolichol-phosphate-mannose synthase complex. Bases 67 to 345 code for a protein of 92 amino acids.
CCGAGAGGACUUCCGGACGCUGAUGUCGGAGCCGCGCCGGGCUGGCAGGAUCGCGGCGGAGUGCCCAUGACGAAGUUAGCGCAGUGGCUUUGGGGACUGGCGCUCCUGGGCUCCACCUGGGCGGCUCUGACCACGGGAGCCCUGGGCCUGGAGCUGCCCUCGUCAUGCCGGGAGGUGCUGUGGCCGCUGCCGGCCUACUUGCUGGUGUCCGCCGGCUGCUACGCCCUGGGCACUGUGGGCUACCGCGUGGCCACUUUCCAUGACUGUGAGGACGCCGCUCGCGAGCUGCAGAGCCAGAUCCAGGAAGCUCGGGCCGACUUGGCGCGCAGGGGCUUGCGCUUCUGACAUCCCGGCCUUGUUCCCCCGCAGCCUCUCUCCCGCCUCCCAUUAAAGAGCUUAUUUUCUAA